CCAGCCCUGGGGCGCAGGGUGGUUUCCGUUGCACCCCAACCUUCUUAACACCUCUCGGGCUCAGGCCUAGCUGGCUUAGCUGAGGCCGCUGAGGGGCGGGAGAGACUUGAUUUGCCUGACGAUUUCCUGGUUUUUACUGGUUUUGAUAGUGGAUGUUAUUUCAGUUUGCAUCUUCCUCCACUUUCAUGGAAGCAAAAGUCUCGAAGUUCCCUUCCACCGAGACUCCCAGGUGACUAUGAAAGGCUUAUAUUUUCAACAAAGUUCUACAAAUGAAGAAAUAACAUUUGUGUUCCAAGAAAGGGAAAAUCUUCCUGUUACAGAAGAUAACUAUGUGAAACUUCAAGUUAAAGCUUGUGCUCUGAGCCAGAUAAAUACAAAGCUUCUUGCAGAAAUGAAGAUGGAAAAGGAAUUCUUUCCUGUUGGGAGAGAAGUUGCUGGAAUUGUGUUAGAUGUUGGAAGCAAGGUAUCAUUCUUUCAACCAGAUGAUGAAGUAGUGGGAAUUCUGCCCCUGGAUUCUGAAGAUCCUGGACUUUGUGAGGCUAUUCGAGUCCAUGAGCAUUACUUGGUUCACAAACCAGAAAAAGUCACGUGGACAGAAGCUGCUGGAACCAUCCGGGAUGGAUUACGAGUCUAUACAGCCCUGCAUUAUCUUUCUCAUCUCUCGCCUGGAAAAUCCGUGCUGAUAAUGGACGGAGCAAGUGCACUUGGUACAAUAGCCAUUCAGUUAGCACACCACAGAGGAGCCAAAGUGAUUUCAACAGCCUGCAGCCUUGAAGACAAGCAGUUUCUUGAAAGAUUUAGGCCUCCUAUAGCUCGAGUGAUCGAUGUUUCUAACGGGAAAGCCCAUGUGGCUGAAAGCUGUUUAGAAGAAACAGGUGGCCUCGGAGUGGACAUUGUCCUAGAUGCUGGAGUGAGGUUAUAUAGUAAAGAUGACGAACCAGCUGAAAAAUUACAACUACUACCACAUAAACAUGAUAUCAUCACCCUUCUUGGUGUUGGAGGCCACUGGGUAACAACAGAAGAAAACCUGCAGCUGGAUCCUCCAGAUAGUCAUUGCCUUUUCCUCAAGGGAGCAGCAGUGGCUUUCCUUAAUGAUGAAGUUUGGAAUCUGUCAAAUGUACAACAGGGAAAGUAUCUUUGUAUCUUAAAAGAUGUGAUGGAGAAGUUAUCAACUGGUGUUUUUAGACCUCAGUUGGAUGAACCCAUUCCACUAUACGAGGCAAAAGUUACAAUGGAAGUUGUUCAGAAAAAUCAAGGAAGAAAGAAGCAAGUUGUUCAGUUUUAAUGUUCUCUCUGACCUCAGUUGGAUGAACCAGUUCCAGUAUUUGAAGCCAGAGCUUCCUUGGAAAUUGUUUAUAAAAGUCAAGGAACCUAAAA
This is a messenger RNA of Bubalus bubalis (water buffalo), 1377 nucleotides long. RefSeq names its product crystallin zeta like 1 (gene CRYZL1). The record is from RefSeq and is a predicted model, not a curated record. Gene Ontology annotation, molecular function: oxidoreductase activity. The transcript is spliced from 13 exons. Bases 236 to 1285 code for a protein of 349 amino acids. Lineage: Eukaryota; Metazoa; Chordata; Mammalia; Artiodactyla; Bovidae.